Cinara cedri is the source of this 8471-nucleotide messenger RNA. Lineage: Eukaryota; Metazoa; Arthropoda; Insecta; Hemiptera; Aphididae. The record is from the annotation of a GenBank genome assembly.
AUGAACUGCAUAUUUGGUUUAGUUUCGUUAAUUUUAGUUUUUGCAGAAUGCACCGGAGAAACAACAAUCACUUUAGGUAAGAAAUUUAAUGUUUUUAUUUAAACACCGACGUUAUUGAAAUAUAUAGUUUACAUUAAAAUUAGUGUGACGCACAAAAAUGAGCGCUAAAGAUCAAAUAAUAUGUCGAUAAUAAAUAUAAAAUAGUAUGUAGGACACAUAGUGUAGGUGAAUAAUUUUUCUUACAAAACCUGUUAGGUUUGUAUCCAGUCAUAUAAUUUUUUUAAUAAUCAAUAUUAUUUAAUGGAAUUUUACAUUAACUCUAGUAUUUAUUCUUAAUUUAUUUGGAAGUUAUUCAACUUUUCAACUUAUUGCAUCAUGUAUUCACGUCUGUUAUAAAGUUAUGUUCUCGCAAAAAUUGUUAGCGCUUUUGUAAUGUACCGUUAUCUAAACUUUAUAUCAUCUGGAAUAAAACAUACGAAUCGCAAAAUAAUACUACAAUAGUUAUUAAUUUUCUCAAUUGUUUUGCUGUUCACAAUAUCUAACUUAUCGAAUCAAAUAAAACGUACGAAAAUAUAACGACGAUUUUGAAAAACACAAAAAAUAUUGGUAAAAACCUGUGGCAUGUUUAGGAUUUUAAAACGGUAGGUUCCGAAUAAAUCAUAUCAAAAAGCUUAUUAUGUAUAAUUUUCUGAUUUAUAAAGGCCAUCCAUAUUAUUUGAAACUUGGUUAAAUGUUUAAUUUCAUUAGAAACUAUUGUCAUAAUUAAUGACGAGUACAAUACCUACGCGUAUUUUACAAUUUUCGACGCCAUGUCUAAAGUAAUAAAAGUGCAUAACACAUCUUACAACUUACAAAGGUCUAAAAUAUAUUAAUAAUAUUAUAUUUUACGGGCGUAUAUGAAUAGCGAACAAAACAUUACAACCAUCACUAAAUGUCUAUUGUUUGAAUACAAGACCAUAUUGUAAAAUAUACACUCAUAGUUUUAUUUCUGAUUUCCGCUUUUUUUUUUUUUUUUUUUAUUAAAUUUGUAUUUAUUAUGCAGACUAUAUGGAAUCAACUCGAUAAUCGCGAUUUCUAUUGGAAUAAAUAAUAUAUAAUAUACUCGUGUGUAUAUAUAUAUAUAUAUAUAUAUAUGUGUGUAAUGUGAGUUUCUUUUUCCUAUAAUCAACGGAAAAAAAGCAAGUAAAUAAAAGACGUCCUAGGAUAACGGGGACGGGUGCAGCCAUUGUUAUAGGUAAUUUAAUGUAUACCUGUAAGCAACGAUACACCAUUGCUUACGAAAAAACGAUUCUGAGCGGAGUUCAGUUGAUAGUGAUGUUUUGUCAACAAUAUAUAUAUGCCAUAUUAUAGUAAAACAAUUAAGUACGUUUUAUAUAUAUUCUUUAAUAAUAUUUAUUUAAUGUUGUACCGAUUUCCUCGGUUUUCCUAUGUUUUUUCCCAGCUUUUCACAUUUGCUGAAAAAACUUCAGAGAAAAUCGAUAAAGGACCUCCCGACAGAAAUUUUCUUUCAGAAAAGUUGCCACACGUAAAAAUCGGAGCAAAUCCUCUGGUAGUAAAGUUGUCCACAGAAAAAAAAAUAACCAUCUUUGUAAAACUAUAAGCUUUUUCACUCCACUCAGAAUCUCAAAGCAAAUGAAAAAAGGAAGUGGUAAAAAAAAGAAUAUAUUUAUUUUACGUAUUAUAAUAUAAAAAUUAUAUUAUUGGUUAGUACUACAUAUUUUAUAGUACCAUAUAAGAAGUAGCUAAACCAUAUUUUAAUACCAUUGACUAUAUUAUAUAUUCAAUGAUAGUAUUUUAAACAUUUUCACAAAGAUAAUUAUCGGAAAAAUUAUCGAAAUCUGCAGUCCAUAAUCGAAUGUAACAAAAAUGACUACUAUUGAAGUGUAAGUAAAAAAAAUGGUAUUAAAACAUGGUGCAAGUACCUAUUAUAUGAUACUAUAUAAUAUGUAGUACUUCCCAAUAAUAUUACUUUUUAUAUAACAACAUGUAAAAUAAAUAUAUUGCUUUUUUUUGACUUGUUUUAAUUUCCGUUGCUUUCUUUUCCAAACCCCAUGUAAUGUAUAAAGAUAUAAUACUGGCUAAUUGCUAGUCCCCCUCAAAUAUAUGGGGUCAUCCACAAAUUCAUUGAUAUAAAAUUGUCAACGUACACGUUAAGUUGAAACCCACGCUACGUCACUGUUACACAAAUAGUAUUACCCGUGAAUUCGAUCAUUUUUAUAUGUCUGUAUAGUUUAGUAUGUGUACACAUUGUACAUUUUGGUCCAAUUUAUCGCCUUCCGUCCGCAAGUAAUUUGACUUUCACCUCCUAUUUACAUUUUUUAGGAGUGAUAUUUUCAAAAAUUAUUUCUAAGUGAAUCAAUUAAUGAGUCAGUUUCUUCACUAAUUUAUUGAAUAAAACACAGUGUACAAGUUUCUAAUCUGUUUAUUCUACUUCUAUCAAGUUGCUGUCAAUGGCUGACAGAAUCAAUGUGUAAAAAUGUCUGGCGAAAAUAAUAUUAAAACGGCAGAUUCGAUAAAUCCCCAUAUUUUAUAUUUUGGUAACAUAAUAACAGACAACACAUAUAAUUAGUUAGGUGCCUACAUAUUAAAUUGAUAUCAGUUUUCUUUUUAUUAAUAUUCCUUAAGGUACUGCUCCUUUCCACAUUAACAAUAACUAACAUAUUUUAGAAAAUUAUCAAAUAACAAAUGGGCAAAAGCAAAUAAUUGAGGUUCCUAUAAACAAUACUCAUUUAGGUAUAGAUAAUGUUAUGAUUAUGUUUUAUCGUUUAUACAUAUGUAAAGAUUUAGGAAUACGUAUAUUAAAUAUUAAAAUUAUACACCUAUUAUACAAGUAAGACUAAAAAAAUUGUUAAAAUUAAAUUAAAUAGGGAUAUUGUACAAUGAAGAAAACUCAAUGUUAGAAACAGCUUUUAAGUCAUCCGUAGAUGUUGUCAAGUCAAAAAUAGCAACAAGUGAUGUGAAGCUGAACGUCGUUAGUCAAACAGUUCCUCUCUACGAUUCAUUCAAGACUCAACAUUUUGGUAUUAACGACAUUUGUAAAACAUGAAAAUUGUAUAUAAUGCUUAAAUGUUAUGAUUAUUGGUAAAGUGUGUGAUAUGUUAAUCAAUGGGGUAUCUGGUAUGUUUGGCCCGUCGAUUGGUAACACGGCUCCAAUCGUGCAAUCCAUUUGUGAUUACAAAGAAAUCCCUCACAUACAAACCCGAUGGGACAUCAACCAGAAACGAGGUUCUUGUCAAAUCAACCUAUAUCCACACCCGAGCACAUUAUCAAAAGUGAAUAUUAUACAUUCAAAUAUUUGAAUAAUUAUAUUAUGUUAAAACAUGUAUUAUAAAAAACUGCUCAACAGGCACUCGUAGAUUUAAUCUCAGCUAUAAAUUGGGAGAGUUUUACGAUAAUCUACGAAAAUAACGACAGUCUUAUGCAAGUUACUAAUAUUUUGAAGUUUCCUCCGACUAACCAUCCGAUUCGUAUACGACAACUCAGUUCAGGACCGAAUUAUAGGUAAAUUGUAAGAUUUUUAAAUAAUAUAUUACGUCCAGAUUACAUUACAUUUAACGGUUUAUUAAAUGCAUAACUAUUAGAAAACACAUAUAAGUUUCUACUUAUAUUUAAAUAUUAUUAACUAUUUGACGCGGUCAAUACUUAGGUUAUUUAUGUGGUAUGAUUUUAGAAAAGAACUUCGAGAAAUAAAAGAUUCGGGAGAAACUAAAAUACUAUUAGACUGUUCAUUCAAUAUACUUUCAGAGGUGUUGUAUCAAGCCCAACAAGUAGGCCUUAUGGGGUCUGAACACAAUUUUAUUAUCGCAUCUCUGGUUUGUAGAGAUUUUCAAAGAACAAGCAUAUCGAAUUCAUAACAAUUUUGUACGCAUUUUUUUUUUUUUUUUAUUAGGAUAUGCACACCUUAGACUUAGAUCCGUUUAAGUACAGUGGUACAACCAUAAUCGGUAUGCGCUUAGUGAAACCGUACGACAAUGAGUUCAAAAAUAUUGUGUCACAAUGGACGUAUAAUUUGAGUCCACUCGAACCGGACGACAAAGUUGUAAUUCCUGAAACUAUUCAGGUUAUUACAGCAACCCAAAAUAAAUUUAUGUAAGUGUACAAUAAUUAUGAAUAUGCAUAAUUUUUAAUUAUUAACAGGUAGAGGCUGCUUUAAUUUACGACGCGGUACAAUUGUUUACAACGACAAUUUUUGGUCUGAGCAAGGAGAUCGAAAUUAGUGAGACACCGACGCCGUGUAAUUCUAGUUUAUCCUGGAAGCACGGGUUCACACUGAUCAAUCACAUGAAAAUGGUUGUAAGUACAACACAGUAGCAGUUAAUAUUCGUUGAACAAUGUAUAAUAACGCGAUCAUUAUAAUAAAGAUACGAAGAGUUGAUAUGAAUAUAAAUUUAUGUCUAGAAAGACUUUAAAGGACUUACAGGAAAAGUUAAGUUUGAUCAAGAAGGAUUCCGAACUGACGUCGAAUUAGAGUUAGUUGAUUUAACUCAAAACGGUUUAAGAGUGAUUGGCUGGUGGAACAUGAAAACAGGAAUUAAUAUGUUGGGUUUUGAUUCAGAAAGCGCUUCAAAUGGUAAUGACUUAGAUUUAAGGAAUAAAUCAUUCGUCGUCAUCACUGCAUUGGUAUACAAAAAUUUAAUUCAGAUAUCAUAUUUGUUUGCACUUGUUACUUUUGCGUUAAAUGCAUUUUAGACAAAGCCGUACGCAAUGGUCAAACUUUCCAGCCAGACAUUGGAAGGCAACGACCGAUACGAGGGUUUCGGAAUAGACCUAAUUAAAGAACUUAGUGAAAUGAGUGGAUUCAAUUAUACGUUUAUAAUACAAGAAGAUUUAAGCAGUGGGUACAUAGACCAGAAAACAAAAAAGUGGACAGGAAUGAUCGGUGAAGUGAUAAACGGAGUAAGGCACUAUAAUAAAAUAACCAAGAAUACAUUAUGAUACAAUUUUAAUCAAGAGGACAUAAUUGCAAAUUAAUAUUUUUUUAAAUAAACGACGUAUUGAUCUCGAAUUUUUCUCACUUUCGUGAUUUUUGUUUCACCCUAUUUGGGCUAAACACCACAAUAGAUUUUCAGCCGUUGUCUAAAUAUUUUUAUUAAUUUUUGAUGUACAAAAUGGGUGUGGGUAAAUUGUAUUCGAUAAAACACGUGUUGUCUAAAAUACAAUAUGAACAAAUUAAUUUUGUAAAUUAAUAUAUUUCAUAUAUUUAGCCAAUCAAUAAAUAUAUCGGAUAGAUUAUAUAAACUAAAAUUUAAUUCAUUGAUAAAAAUUAUAUAUUAUGUGAACAUUAAUUUGUAUCGGUAAUUUUCCCUCAGAAAACCAUUGAUAAUUAAUAUUUUAAUAAUUAUAAUUUUUUCCUAGAACGCCGAUCUCGCAAUAGCCGACAUUACUAUAACUCGACUACGAGAACACGACGUAGAUUUUACUAGUCCAUUCAUGAAUUUGGGUAAGUAUGAAUAAAUACUAAUGUAAUGUAGUGUACUAAUGUCCUUGUAAUUUUAUUUUUUGGGAAACCCUCAUGGAAAAAACGGAAAAAAUUGAAAAAAUAAUAGAUUUAUUAUUUAUUGUUGUUAUUAUUCAGUUACAUACUUUUAAAAUUUCACAUAACAUUUUAGUUUUUCCUAGACGUGGUGAUCUUUAACCUAUUUUGAUUGUUUUCAUAGGUAUUUGACAUUAUCUGGAUUUAUUUACGGUAAAAUUUCCAAAAUGAUCGGACAAAUUUGUUUUUUUUUUUAAUAUAUAUUUUGAGAACAAAUUUAAACAAAAAUUGCAAAAAAAAAAUAAUAAAUAUGGAUAUUUAAAUUAUGUAAUACCGAACUGCCCCCGGAAUUUUUUUUUGUCAAGCAAUAGUCUAUCGUUACUUACCCAUAUAAAUGAAAUAACCUUAUGUAUCCUACCUUCCAAACUACUUACCUAAAAUAGUGGCCGCUGCCAGCCUCAGUCUAAGCUUUUUUUUUUUAGGUUCUUUCGAUUUUAAGCGAUAUUUAUUUCAAUUCAACGUAUGAUUUUUUUUUCUGUUUAAAAUUUAAAGUUAAAUGUUUGUUUUAAUUGUAACGAUUUAUUUUCAGGUAUUAGCAUUUUGUACAAAAAAUCGACAAAGAGUUCGCCUAGUCUAUUUUCAUUUUUGGCACCGUUCAGUCCUUUCGUUUGGCUUUGGGUGAUAACGGCCUACUGUGGCGUAUCUGUUUUACUCUUUAUCAUGGCCAGGAUAAGUCCAUACGAAUGGACCAACCCUUAUCCUUGCAUAGAAGAACCCGAAUACUUGGAGAACCAAUUCAGCAUGUCGAACGCGUUUUGGUUCACUAUCGGGUCACUUAUGCAACAAGGUUCUGAUAUUGCCCCGAUGUAAGUCCGAAAAAAUAUUCAAGUGCAAUCAUUAGGAAAACAGUAUCUUAAAUCUCCUGUCGUGCAUGUUGUCGGUUAUUCUUUCUUUUAGGCAACGAAAAGACUUCAAAUUAUUAUCCUGGUAGUCAUGUGAAUUGUUUUGUUUACAAUUUAAAUUUCAUUUCGAUUGUUUAGCGCCGUAUCCACCAGAUUGGUUGCUGGAAUAUGGUGGUUCUUCACGCUUAUCAUGGUUUCAUCUUACACUGCGAAUUUGGCUGCGUUUUUAACCGUUGAGGGUGUGUCCGAUCCGUUCAAAACCGCUGAAGGUUUAGUCAAUCAAAAUGUCAUAGCGUAUGGUCUAAAAGAGAAAGGGUCUACCGACGAAUAUUUCAAGGUAUGAUUUAAAUACGAUAGUAUAUUAUUAUAUACAAAGCUAUAAAAAAAUUCCAUAAGCUUUUUUUUUAUUUUUAUUCAUGAAUGGUUUUUUAGAUUAUUCAUAGAUUAUUUAAAAUUUAUGUCUACAUUUUUUUUCAUAUUUUGAACAUUUAUUAAUCAUACAUUAAAAUAAAUAUUUCUUUAGGAAUCCACGAAUCCGACUUAUAAGAAAAUCUACGACACUUUACAAAAACACAAGUCUUGGUACACUGAUGGUAACGAUGCGGGCGUAGAGAAAGUACUAAAUGAAAAUUAUGCGUUUUUCAUGGAGUCUACGUCGAUCGAGUGAGUAUUAUGAUACAUUUUCCUUCUUUUUUUCUCUGUUGCUUUCAUCCCAACUAUUUACGCUUGUAUUACAUUAAAUAUACGAGAAUAAUUGCACAAAAUAAAUAAUAGACGAAUUGGCCAUACAAUCAUUUGGCUUUUAUGAAAAUUCGAAUUUGUGUUCAUACGAUUUGUGCAAAAUUAUACCCGUAUUUUAACCGUCGUUGCUUUCCGAAAGGUACAUGGUUGAACGAAACUGCAAGUUGGCACAAAUCGGUGGUCUGCUGGACAACAAAGGCUAUGGGAUCGUAAUGAAAAAAAGUAUAACAUUGUGCAUGUUGUAUUAUUGUGUAAGAGAAACACGUUUUUAUAUGCCUAGUGAUUGAUCUCCUGCUUUUGCAGACGCGAGUUACCGGAACACUCUGAGUGCUAACAUAUUGAACUUACAAGAAAAAGGCAAGCUGACUGCGCUGAAAAACAAAUGGUGGAAAGAAAAACGCGGUGGUGGAGCGUGCCAGGUGUGUAUAGUAGGGAAUAAUUUUUGGGAAUUCGAAUACGUCGGAACAGUGUUGAAUAUCAAGUUGGAAUAUAAAAAAAAACGUAUACAGAGUAAUCAAAAUUACAUAAGGCACUUCUUAUCUCAGAAAAUAUUUACUUGUUUCAGAAUUUGUUUUGUUAAAAUAUUGAAAAAAAAAAAAAACAAAAAUAUCUCACAUUACAAAUUUGUAUGUAUUUUCAAUAAACUAUUUUCAAUAUGCCUAAUGUUUGAAUAUUAUCUAAACGCGUUUCGGUUAUUACUUCGGUAUCCUAUCCUCACAUCGCAUAUGCCAAAGAGAAAUUCUUAAAAUUUUCGGAACGACCUCGUGGUAACGAUACGAAUUACCUACCCCUAGGUCUGGAUUUUUCUGGUCGUGCGUGUUUUAAUUUCCAGACAAAAAAAAAAAAAAAAAUAACAACAAAAAACGGUAUCCGUUUGUUUUAGUUAAAUUGAUGUGUUUUAUUUUAUUUUUUUUUCUUGCUCACAAAGGACACGGAGAACAACGAGGCCAGCGAAUUGAGCAUGAAAAACGUGGGUGGCGUGUUUAUCGUGCUUUGCAGUGGCGUCGGGGUGUCCGCUAUUCUGGCGUUCCUGGAAAUGUUCUGGAAGUUGUGGAAGACGACCACCAAAGAAAAGGUCGGAACCUCGUGUUGUCUGCGUUAUUGUUUGUCGCUCGGUCGAUUAUAAUAAUCGGCCGCCGCCGUCUGUGUGUCUCUCUACUGAUGGCAUCGGUUCCGCUCUCUGUCCGCAGGUAUCGUUCAAGAGCGAGUUCAAAGACGAACUGAAAUUCAUAGCCAAGUGCCGCGGGUCCACGAAACCGGCGAGAAAGAAACAAAACAGCAGCGCGAGCAACUCGAAUCCGACCGGUUCCAAUCAGUACGUGAACUCUGCGCGGCACUACGAUUACGAGUCGUAG